Molecule: messenger RNA, 1415 nt
Organism: Monascus purpureus
Lineage: Eukaryota; Fungi; Ascomycota; Eurotiomycetes; Eurotiales; Aspergillaceae
Source: the annotation of a GenBank genome assembly
CUUUGGAGCACUCCAUUUCUGCGCCAAUUUCCGUCCAUAAUGGCUGCUGAACAGAGGAAGCUGCUUGAGCAGCUUAUGGGAGCGGACCAGCUUAUAGGUACCGGAGCCCCGUCGCGCAAUGCCCAACUCUCGAUCACAGACCAGAAAGUCUGUCGCUCCUAUCUGGUGGGCACAUGUCCACACGAUCUCUUCACGAACACAAAGCAGGAUCUUGGUCCAUGUCCCAAGAUCCACAGCGAGGGUUUGAAGACAGAGUACGAGACAGCCUCCGCCGCGGAAAAGGCAAAAUGGGGAUUUGAAUACGACUACAUGCGCGAUAUGCAGAAAUAUAUCGAUGACUGCGAUCGGAGGAUUGAUUCGGCGCAGCGACGACUGGAGAAGACGCCGGAUGAGAUUCGACAGACGAAUAAUCUUCUUAAACAAAUCUCCGACCUAUCCAAGACCAUAAAUACAGGCCUCCUCGAAAUUUCCGUCCUCGGCGAAACAGGCUCCGUCGCUCUGGCGCUGAACGAAUUACACAAAGUGCGCACCACCAAGCAUCAGAAGGAGACCUGCGAGCGCGAACUGAAGAAUCUUCAAGAUACCUCCGGCCCAUCAGGCCACCAGAAACUGCAAGUCUGCGACGUUUGCGGCGCCUACCUGAGCCGACUGGACAAUGACCGCCGGUUAGCGGACCACUUUUUCGGAAAAAUGCACAUGGGCUAUUCGGAUAUGCGCAAAACCUACAAGAAGCUCAGUGAGGAGCUCAAGGGGAGACCGCCACCUUCUCGGCACCAUGAUGAUGAAGACAGCUGGGGCGGCCGCAGUGGUGGAGGACGUGGACCUCGAUAUGGUGGUGGCGGGUACAGAAAACGUGGUGGGAGAUGGUAAGAUGGUAAUUAACGGGUUGGGUGUGUCUUUUAUUGUCGAAUUUUUCCCUGUCUUUAUAUUUGGUUUCUGUGAACUUGCAUAGCGCUGGAGUUUUACGUUUCUGUCUAAUUAGAUGAAUCCCUCUUGAGAGCUAUGAGUAGUUUGACAAAUGUCAAUACGCAAACUGGGUUCAGUUAUAAUCUAGGCAGUAGGUCAAAAAAGAAUGCGAGGACUGACAGAUGGGUCAUUUUUAUAUUGCGACCGAGAUAACCAUGAAGCACGAUGCAGACUAUGGAAUACAAGAAACCCAAUUUCCUUAAUUUUAGCAAGGAGACGAAUACCGACAAUCCUGCCUUCAUAAUGCUCAGGGAAGGAAUACAGUGUAAAAGAGAAGAAGAAUAGAGAAUAGAGAGGGAGAAAAAAUCAUUACUGAACAAACAUAUGAAAAGAAACGGGCAAGGGACAAAUGUUGAAAAAAUAAAAAGUCCCCAUGACCAGCUCGUGAAACAACUGUUUUAUACAAAAGCAUAAUGGUAAAAAACGAGAAGAUAGAAACCGCAUAAAGC